AUGGAAACACUGAACCACACCGGCGCACCCCAAUUCCUCCUUCUGGGCCUCUCACAGGACCCUAAAUUGCAGCCCAUCCUCUUUGGACUGUUCCUGACCAUGUACCUGGUCACGGUGCUCGGGAACCUGCUCAUCAUCCUGGCUGUCAGCUCUGACUCCCAGCUCCACACCCCCAUGUACUUCUUCCUCUCCAGCCUGUGCUUGGCUGACAUUGGCUUCACCUCCACCACGAUCCCAAAGAUGCUGGCGAACAUUCACACACACAGAAAACGCAUUUUGUAUACAGAGUGCCUCAUUCAGAUAUUUUUGUUUUUGACUUUUGUGGGAAUGGAUAACUUACUACUGACCAUAAUGGCAUAUGACCGCUUUGUGGCCAUCUGCUAUCCCUUGAAAUAUGUGACCAUCAUGAACCCCGAUACCUGUGUUUCCUUAGUUCUGAUGUCGUUGUUUGUCAUGCUCUUGGUCUCCCUGAUUCAUAUUCUACUAAUGAAGCAGUUGACUUUCUCCAAGGACACAGAAAUCCCUCAUUUCUUCUGUGAGCUUGCUCAGGUGCUCAAGGUGGCCAGAUCCGAUGCCAUCACCGAUGUCAAUGUCAUCCUGUUGUACGUGUCAACUGCCCUGCUGGGUGUGUGUCCCAUUACAGGGAUCCUCUUUUCUUAUUCUCAGAUCAUAGCCUCCCUAAUGAAGAUGCCCUCCAAAGAAAGCAAGUUUAAAGCAUUUUCCACUUGUGGGUCUCACCUCUGUGUGGUCUUCUUGUUCUAUGGAACAGGCCUUGGGGUUUACCUCAGUUCUGCAGGGACCCAUUCUCCCCAUGACAGCGCGGUGGCCUCUGUGAUGUACACUGUGGUGACCCCCAUGCUGAACCCCUUCAUCUACAGCCUGAGGAACAAGGAUGUGACAGGAGCCCUGGGGAGACUCCUCAGGAGAGCAGCCUCUCAUCCUUAA
Messenger RNA from Cavia porcellus (domestic guinea pig), 945 nucleotides. Its product is annotated as olfactory receptor 7D4-like. Gene Ontology annotation, biological process: G protein-coupled receptor signaling pathway. The record is from RefSeq and is a predicted model, not a curated record. Lineage: Eukaryota; Metazoa; Chordata; Mammalia; Rodentia; Caviidae. Gene Ontology annotation, cellular component: plasma membrane. The transcript has a single exon. The coding region runs from base 1 to 945 and encodes 314 amino acids. Gene Ontology annotation, molecular function: olfactory receptor activity; G protein-coupled receptor activity.